UGCAUACCAAUUUACAUUUCUCCCUCACACACACAAAUACACCUCAACAAGACCUUCUUGAUAAGAAAAAAUGGUUUCCACUAGCCAAAAAAAAAUCAUAUUUUCUCUGUUUCUCCUCUUUGCACUUGGUACUAUUACCAAUGUAAUGUCUCGAAAGCUUCAUGAAUUAUCAUCCUUAAAAGAAAGACAUGAACAAUGGAUGAUAAAAUAUGACAAAGUGUAUAAAGAUGAUGCUGAGAAGGAAAAACGUUUCUUGAUAUUCAAGGACAAUGUUGAGUUCAUUGAAUCAUUCAAUGCUGACAAUAGCAAACUUUACAAGCUUAGUGUUAAUCACUUGGCUGAUUUGACCAUUGAAGAAUUUAAGGCUUCACGCAAUGGUUACAAGAAGAGGUCUCAUGAUGAGCUUACAAUAACAUCAUUUAAGUAUGAAAAUGUUACUGGUGUUCCUGAUGAUGUAGAUUGGAGGACAAAAGGAGCUGUCACUCCAAUUAAGGACCAAGGCCAAUGUGGGAGCUGCUGGGCAUUUUCAACUGUGGCUGCAACUGAGGGUAUCAACCAAAUAACAACAGGUAAACUAGUAUCCCUCUCAGAGCAAGAACUAGUGGAUUGUGACACAAAAGGUGAAGACCAAGGUUGUGAAGGAGGACUAAUGGAAAAUGGUUUUGAGUUCAUCAUUAAAAAUGGUGGAAUUACAAGUGAAGCUAAGUACCCAUACAAGGCAGCUGAUGGAAGUUGUAACACAGCUGAAACCACCCCUGUGGCUAAGAUUAAGGGAUAUGAGAAAGUACCUGUUAAUAGUGAGGAUGCACUUCUCAAAGCUGUUGCUUACCAACCAGUAUCAGUUUCUAUUGAUGCUAGUGACUCGAGUUUCAUGUUUUACUCGAGUGGAAUUUAUACAGGAGAAUGUGGAACUGAGUUAGAUCAUGGUGUUACUGCUGUUGGUUAUGGUAGUGCUAAUGGUACUGACUAUUGGCUGGUGAAGAAUUCAUGGGGCACGGUGUGGGGUGAGAAAGGAUACAUAAGAAUGCAAAGAGGCAUUGCUUCUAAGGAAGGUUUAUGUGGCAUUGCCAUGGAUUCCUCUUAUCCAACGGCUUAAAUACUCCAAUUAUGUAAACUUAUAUUUUAAUCAUACUAAAUGUAUAUUGUUUAAAGCAAGUAAUUGAUUACAAGAAAUUUUAAAAUUUCUCUAGUUCA
Messenger RNA from Cicer arietinum (chickpea), 1194 nucleotides. Its product is annotated as senescence-specific cysteine protease SAG39-like. NCBI's taxonomy places the organism in Eukaryota, Viridiplantae, Streptophyta, Magnoliopsida, Fabales, Fabaceae. Gene Ontology annotation, molecular function: cysteine-type peptidase activity. Gene Ontology annotation, biological process: proteolysis. The record is from RefSeq and is a predicted model, not a curated record.